Molecule: messenger RNA, 1915 nt
Organism: Columba livia (rock pigeon)
Lineage: Eukaryota; Metazoa; Chordata; Aves; Columbiformes; Columbidae
Gene: CAV3
Product: caveolin 3
Exons: 2
Coding region: 21-476 (151 amino acids)
Biological process (GO): regulation of cytosolic calcium ion concentration; caveola assembly; regulation of membrane depolarization during cardiac muscle cell action potential
Cellular component (GO): sarcolemma; caveola; focal adhesion
Molecular function (GO): molecular adaptor activity; transmembrane transporter binding; connexin binding
Source: RefSeq, a predicted model, not a curated record
CCGUCCCGUCCCCUGCAGCCAUGGCCGAGGAGCAGAGCGAGCUGGACGAGAGGAUCAUCAUCAAGGACCAGCACGUCAAAGAGAUCGACCUGGUGAACAGAGACCCGAAGCGCAUCAACGAGGAUGUUGUCAAGGUGGAUUUUGAGGAUGUGAUAGCUGAGCCUGUGGGAACAUACAGCUUUGACGGCGUCUGGAAAACCAGCUACACCACCUUCACCGUCAGCAAGUACUGGUGCUACCGGCUGCUCUCUGCCGUGCUGGGCAUCCCCCUGGCCGUGGUCUGGGGCUUCCUCUUUGCCCUCAUCUCCUUCUGCCACAUCUGGGCGGUGGUACCCUGCAUCAAGAGCUACCUGAUCGAGAUCCAGUGCGUCAGCCGAAUCUACUCCCUCUGCAUCCACACCUUCUGCGACCCGCUCUUUGAGGCGCUCUCCAAGAUCUGCAGCAACAUCCGAGUUGCUCUGCGGAAGGAGGUCUAGGUCCCCACGCACACCCCAACCACCCUCUGCACAGGUUCCCCGGUCCUGCAGCGUGUCCUCUCCUUGGCACAUGGACCUCUGUGUCCUGCCCUCAGUACGCAGACCCCCCGUGCCCAGGGACCUGUGCAGCGCAGGUUGUCAGAGCUGCUUCUCGCUCCAGCUCAAAGCCAGAAGCUUUAGGAGAAGAGAAGCCCAUUGAGGCUCAGCAAGCAGCCCAGGGAGACCACCGGCAUCAUGCCAUGUUCCUGCAAGAGGGACUGCAGCAUCCCUGGACCGCAGCAUCCCUAGACCACAGCAUCCCUAGACCGCAGCAUCUCCUGGACCAUGGCCCUGGGCCACGACCUGCAGCUGCAGAUUGAGAAGCAAGGGUGCAGAGAUGCUGCUGGACAACAGACCAAACCCUGCCUGCUUCUCCAUCCCUCCAGUCUAGAACGACACUAUGAGAAAUACUUGCAUAUGAAUUAUUAUAAUUUGUUGCAAAUAAUUGCUAUUGUGGAAGCUUCUGUAUUAAAUCUUGCUGCACAAGAGUUUUAUGGAUAGAAUAGUGAAAGCUAAUUUUUUUCAUGUGUGUUUGCAUUUCAGCAGAGCUUUGAAAUCCGGAUCAAUUAGUGAAUGAAAUGUGGUGUCUGCCUCCUGGGAGUACGUGCUGGGCCUGGGCCACCAGCAGCUGCAAAACCACUUGUGGCAACGUGACACUCGCUGUUUAAUUACAGGGCAUCGUUAAGCUCUGUGAUGGGGCUGCAGAGUGGGCAGUGCCCAGCAGCGUUGAGAACAAAUGGCUUUGGGUGACUUUGCUUGGGAAAGGACAAGCUCGGCUUUAGGUGAAGCUUUGGCUUGUUUCUCAGGGGGAAUGUUCCCCAGGUGCUCGCUGCUCUGGCUCCGCAGAUGUGCAGGGGCAGAGGAAGGAGCAUCCUCCAGUACCCUGCCCGCUCCUGGGGCAACACUGGGAUGAGGGCAGAAAGCCCAACUGGGAGCAAUUUCCUCUGCUGUAUUGCCAAUUAAUUCACUUAGCCCAUCCUCACGAAGCCAUACUUUAACUCUGCAGCACUGAAACACUUUCUUGGCUCUGGCCUUAAGUGCUUUGCUGAAUCAGGGCCCAGGAGGUCUUGCUGUUCAGAGGUUAUUCUCAAUUGUAUUCAUGUGCUUUUUCCCUUUGGCUUCCAACAAAGACUCGGAGCCAGAGCUUCUUGCAGCGCCAUGCCAAGGACAAGAAAGAGCCAGAUUUUCUGUUGGUGUUCUUCCAGCGGCUUGGGAUUGCGGAUGUUCAUUAUCCCAUGGCAACGUAGCACCCGUGCUCCAGCGACACCGGGCCUCGGGAUGGAUGGAGUGAUAGAAAAAAGAUAUUUAGAUAUUUGUAGUGGAAAAAAAAAGUCUUCAAAAACAUUUUAUCAUGAGCAUUUUUUAAAGCUUUUUGUGGGAAUAAAAAUAAUUACAACCAA